CCCUCAUCCCUUCUAAGCAGCGGCCGGCGGCAAACCUCCGAACAUGUCGGCCUUCAUCUCGCUUGGAUGCUCUAGUUCUUUUAUCUGUGGAGAGACUGUUGGCUCCCGUGCGGCUCGGUUGCCGAGGUUGAAACCGGCGACGCUGUCUUAUCGCGCGUCGGCAUCAGCAAAGACCACUGUUAUCUCUGAGGAGACGGGGCCGAAGAAGCCGGCGAGGGGCAUCACGAAGCCCAAGCCAGUGUCGCCGGCAAUGCAAGCCUUCCUCGGAGUAAAGGAGAUCCCGCGGACGCAAGCCCUAAAGCAGAUUUGGGCCUACAUUAAGCAGAAUAAUCUCCAGGAUCCAGAGAACAAGAAAAUCAUAGUAUGUGAUGAGAAGCUGAAAAGCAUAUUUGGAGGCAGAGAUCGUGUUGGGUUUCUUGAAAUCUCAGGGCUGCUCAAUCCUCACUUUGUUAAGUAACAGUAUCUUCCAUAACUGUAGGAUUUUGUACAAGAAUGCUCUAGGUUUUUUCAGUAUACUUUGUUAAGUACUAAUAUUGCUAUAUACCUAGAGUUUGGCAUCACAUGUGUCUGCAAAUGAAUUCUUUACGUUUUCUGCCUUUAAAUCGUAGCAAAUGAUCAAAUCUUGUGGUUUUUGUUACUCUUUUAUGAAUACUGCAGCUCUCUAUUAUCUGUUCA
Molecule: messenger RNA, 675 nt
Organism: Dendrobium catenatum
Lineage: Eukaryota; Viridiplantae; Streptophyta; Magnoliopsida; Asparagales; Orchidaceae
Product: upstream activation factor subunit spp27
Exons: 2
Coding region: 44-457 (137 amino acids)
Cellular component (GO): nucleus
Source: RefSeq, a predicted model, not a curated record